GGAAGAGUCAAAGUUCAGGAGCUAGAGGCAGCCGGGAGCCUGGGAAAUGGAAGACCCUCAUAUUACCAAGAUGCUGAGUUCCUCUUUGAGCCCGCAAAACGGCACCUGGUCAGACACCAUCUCUCUGCUCUUAGCUAUUGGCGUUGCUUUCUAUUUGGGCUACUACUGGGCAUGUGUGCCCCAGAGGCCUCGUCUUGUGGCUGGGCCCCAGUUUCUGGCCUUCCUGGAGCAACACUGUCCAGUCACUGUGGAGACUUUCUACCCCACACUGUGGUGCUUUGAGGGACGGCUGCAAACCAUCUUUCGAGUCCUCCUGCAGUCUCAGCCUGUGGUUCCUUACCGGAGUGAAGUCCUCCAGACCUCAGAUGGAGGCCAGUUCCUUCUAGACUGGGCUGAGCAGCCUAACAGCAGUCACUACCCAGAACCUACCACCCAGCCCAUAGUACUGCUGCUUCCCGGCAUCAGUGGCAGUAGCCAGGAACUGUACAUCUUACACCUAGUGGACCAAGCUCUGAAGGAUGGCUAUAGGGCCGUUGUGUUUAAUAACCGUGGAUGCCGAGGGGAAGAGCUGCUGACUCACAGGGCUUACUGUGCCAGCAACACUGAAGAUCUAGAAACAGUUGUGAAGCACAUAAAGCGCCGCUACUCCCAAGCUCCACUGCUGGCUGUGGGCAUCUCUUUUGGAGGGAUACUGGUGCUUAACUACCUGGCACGGACCGGGAAGGCCGGAGGCCUGGUUGCCGGAUUGACCAUGUCUGCAUGUUGGGAUUCCUUUGAGACCGUUGACUCCUUGGAGACCCCACUCAACUCACUGCUCUUCAAUCAGCCCCUCACUGCUGGACUCUGCCAGCUUGUGGCCAGGAACAGAAAGACAAUUGAAAAGGUGUUGGAUGUAGACUUUGCGAUAAAGGCCCGCACAAUCCGCCAGCUGGACGAGCGAUACACAUCUGUGGCUUUUGGGUAUAAAGACUGUGCGGCUUAUUACCAAGCCUCAAGCCCAAGAACCAAGGUAGACGCCAUCCACACCCCUGUCCUCUGCCUCAAUGCAGCAGAUGAUCCUUUCUCCCCCAUCCAUGCCUUCCCUCUGCAGGCUGCCCAGAAGUCUCCCUAUGUGGCUCUGCUCAUCACAGCUCGGGGUGGCCACAUCGGCUUCCUGGAAGGGCUGCUGCCCUGGCAACACUGUUACAUGAACCGAGUGCUACAUCAGUAUGCCCGAGCCAUCUUCCAGCACUCGGUAGAGCUGCCUGACCUGGGAACACUCACUCCUGGAGAUGUAAAGAGCUGACAAGAGGACAGCUGGGGUCUCGGUCCAAUCUUUCUCUCUUUAUUAAAUAUCAACUCUUCCUGCCUA
Messenger RNA from Arvicanthis niloticus (Nile rat), 1351 nucleotides. It is a transcript of the gene Abhd1, whose product is annotated as abhydrolase domain containing 1. Gene Ontology annotation, molecular function: monoacylglycerol lipase activity; acetylesterase activity. NCBI's taxonomy places the organism in Eukaryota, Metazoa, Chordata, Mammalia, Rodentia, Muridae. Gene Ontology annotation, biological process: medium-chain fatty acid catabolic process; medium-chain fatty acid biosynthetic process. The record is from RefSeq and is a predicted model, not a curated record.